AUGGACGAAGAAUCUGCAUCUAAUGGUUCAAUCUUCAGAAACUUUGAAGGAGAAGAGAUGAUGGGAAAAGUAAUCCUCUUCGCAAUCGUCUCACUUUUCACAGCGAUUCUUUUCCUCCUCUUGCUCCAUCUCUACGCUAGGCUCUUCUGGUGGCGUGUAGAACGACAUCUCAACCUAAACCUAACCCAACCCGGCAGUCCUGGCUCCACAGUCAUCGGUCGUAACAACCAACGACGUCGUUUCGUCUUCGCUCAAGGUCAAGAAGAUCCUCCUCGCAACACCGGUCUCGACUCUACGACCCUCCAUGAGAACUUAUCGGAGAGAAUCGAAGAAGAUGAAGAAUCAAAGUCGCCGGUGUUCACAAGGUUAAGAUCACUUAAGAAGUUGUUGAGUAGAGAGAAGAAAGGUGUUGCUUGCAUUCCUGGUUCAAGCAGUACCAAUAUCAACAAUGUUUGA
This is a messenger RNA of Eruca vesicaria subsp. sativa (arugula), 456 nucleotides long. NCBI's taxonomy places the organism in Eukaryota, Viridiplantae, Streptophyta, Magnoliopsida, Brassicales, Brassicaceae. The record is from the annotation of a GenBank genome assembly.